AUGUUCCACUUGGAUAUCGAGAAAUGCACAGAGGCUCUUUUGCUUCAUGUUUUGCCACAAUACUUGUAUAACGCUAAGUUAUGUGAGGAUUUAGUAGAACCUCAAUGUGCAGUACUAGCAAAACUGGCAGUUUACUCCAUUUAUGCUGCUCUGGAAUACAGUAAUCUGAACAAAGGGCAGCCGUCUAGAAAGCGUCGUCAUGACGAUGCAGAAGACUUGGAUAUGUGUAGUUCGUCUAAGGUUAGAAGGCUGAACGAUAAUUCUUCUGAUAGUAUGUAUUACUCCCAAGGACACACUGUUUCGGGGACCACAUUAAAAGAACCAUUACUUUCUGCUCUAGAUACGUUGUACACGUCAUUUUCCCAAUUGGCGGGAAAAAAUGGCGAUAUUACUCCGCAAACCGAUUUUAUACUGCAGUUCCUAGUUUACGUUGUACAAUGUGGCCAAGAUAGAGCUCCAUUAGUUUUGCAAAAGAUGCCAAGUGAACUUGUACCGACACUUAUAAAGUGUCUGCCCGAUGGUUUCAAUAUAAGUUUGAUACUUCGCUUGUAUGAUUUGUCGACUCCUUAUGGUCGAAAAGAUACUGCCAGAGAUUUAUGUCUGAUGAGGAAUAUGCGCCUCAGACCUGAUUAA
Molecule: messenger RNA, 633 nt
Organism: Spodoptera littoralis (African cotton leafworm)
Lineage: Eukaryota; Metazoa; Arthropoda; Insecta; Lepidoptera; Noctuidae
Source: the annotation of a GenBank genome assembly